Oncorhynchus keta (chum salmon) is the source of this 5821-nucleotide messenger RNA. RefSeq names its product potassium channel subfamily K member 13-like. Gene Ontology annotation, biological process: potassium ion transmembrane transport; stabilization of membrane potential. Bases 737 to 2005 code for a protein of 422 amino acids. The transcript has 4 exons. Gene Ontology annotation, molecular function: potassium ion leak channel activity. Gene Ontology annotation, cellular component: membrane. The record is from RefSeq and is a predicted model, not a curated record. NCBI's taxonomy places the organism in Eukaryota, Metazoa, Chordata, Actinopteri, Salmoniformes, Salmonidae.
GUCCCUUGAUGUGGAGGUCAGUUAGACGCGCACUGUUGCAGACAGACAAAACAUAUUGCAGUUGACCAUAACAGCCUUAUACAGAGUACACCGUUUGAAGACCAAUUCUAUUCAAUGUGAGCUUAUUCGAAAGCACCUUCUUCUUAACGCGCUCUGUGAGGGGCGUAUUUUGAGACGAAGGGAGGUUGCGCAUUGAACGCAGCGUCGUAAACUAUUUUGCUAUCCAGCCCCAGCCAAAGGUUUGUGGAUUUUAUUUGUUCGUUUGCACACCCGUUCAAAUCCACUUUUCAACUGUGCGCCUUUUUGGUUAACACAAUUUGAACUCUAACAGAGAGGUGAACAUGGGUUUAUUUAUUUUGGACAAGCGCGGAAAGGUGAAGGAUAACGCCAUAUGUUUAUUGUAACGGAUAAUAAUAACGGACAUUUGGACUUGAUGGCCAAAGAGCCUUGACAACUGUUGAUGGUUACUGUUGUGUUUGUUCUUCGAUGAAUUUUCACAAUGACAGGUGACCAGCUGUUGAAUCUCCGAGGAAAACUCUCCUCAUUUUCUCUCUGGCUAUCUCUGCUCUCUAUCCCCGCAGCCUCCGACUCUAUUUCACCAGAGUUUCUAUCCUGAACCUGUUUGUUAUUUUACACGAUAAACAUUACGAUGGAUAAUGAGGAAUGUGUAAUUUGUUACAUAAUAAAACGAUGCGGCGAGUUCCCAGCACCUGUUGAACAGUGACAAGCCUACAUUAUGGCCUACCGGAGCGGCUGCUGUUGUGGCUUCGGUCCCUUCAACGAGGAUAACGCCAGGUUCCUAAUGUUAGCGGUGUUUAUAAUCCUCUACCUCCUCUGCGGUGCCGCUGUCUUUUCAGCACUGGAACAGCCGAUGGAAGCAGAGGCGAAGGACCGCUGGGCGCAGCGUUUUGAACAGUUUAGCCAAAAGAAUAACCUGAGCAAGAAGGAGCUGGACAACUUCUUGAGGAACUACGAGGAGGCGAACUUGGCCGGGAUUCGCGUGGACACUAUCAGACCUCGGUGGGAUUUUACCGGCGCGUUCUACUUCGUGGGGACUGUGGUCUCGACCAUAGGGUUUGGAAUGACGACGCCAGCGACCAUCAGUGGUAAGAUCUUCCUCAUCUUCUACGGCCUGAUCGGCUGUGCCUCGACCAUCUUGUUCUUCAACCUCUUCCUAGAGCGCGUCAUCACCGUCAUCGCCUUCGUCCUCAAGUCCUGCCACGAGCGUCGCCACCUUCGCAAGGCCGUGCUUCCGCAAAAUGGCCGCCGACGCCUCUCCGAGGGCAGCGGAAGAGGCGGCAGGGGAGAGGGGCUGGCUGGGUGGAAGCCCUCGGUGUACUGUGUGAUGUUGAUCCUGGGCGCCGCCGCCAUCUUGGUAUCCUGCUGUGCCUCGGCCAUGUACUCUGCUGUAGAAGGCUGGGGCUACCUGGAUUCUCUGUACUACUGCUUCGUAGCGUUCAGCACCAUUGGGUUUGGGGACAUGGUGAGCAGCCAGAUGUUUGCGUACGACGAGGGGAAUGAGAGCCAGACGGCGUACCGGGUGGGUAACUUCCUGUUUAUUCUGACAGGAGUUUGCUGUAUCUACUCCCUGUUCAACGUCAUCUCCAUCGUCAUCAAACAGGUGCUGAACUGGCUGCUGAGGAGGCUGGAGGUGCCAUGUCGCUGCCCAGGGAGGGGGCGCCACCAACCGCACCCCAGACACCCCCGCAGGAACGUGGUAGUGCCCGGACACCUGAGGGCCAGGCGGGACCUGUCCAUCGAGACGGACGCGGUGAACGACAGCGAGGCGGACGGACGGAGGAUGUCUGGAGAGAUGAUCUCCAUGAAAGACUUCUUGGCUGCCAAUAAGGUGAACCUGGCCAUCAUGCAGAAGCAGCUGUCAGAGAUGGCUAACGGUCACCCUCGCCAGUCAAGCUCCAGCUCCCGCCACAAUGGCUUCUCCGGAGGGGUGGGCGCCCUGGGCAUCAUGAACAACCGCCUGGCAGAGACCAGCGUGGACAGAUAGGCCUACACCUACGUAUACACAUAAGUCAGACUGAUUGACUGGCCAGAGAGACAGUCACAAGAAAUCAGGACUUCCUCUAAAAAUACAUUGGUUUUAAUUGAACAAAUAGAGAAAUGUACAAUACCCAACUCAAUUCCAGGAGAAUAAUUGACCCCAUGACCCAAUUGGCCAGGCCACAUCAGUUCAGAAUAUGUCACGUACACCCGCACAUCCAAUCAAGCUGCGAAGGGAAAGGAAGUGCAGUGGCAUUCAGUGUGCAAGAAGUUUGCCGUUUCAUAACUGUAGGGACAAUGAAAUACAAUACGUCUGCCCUACUUAAUCAAGCUGUCCAUCGCAGGAGAAUAAUUGACCUGAAGUACCAACCUAUACCGCAACGAGGUUCCACUGUAAGAGAACUCUGCCUGCCGCCACCCAUUCUUCUCUGAUGCAUGCUGGUUCAUCAGGCAGUGUCUAUGUGCGUGCGUGCAUGAGUGUGUUGGUGUGCGCGCGUCUCCUUCACCCACAUCUGGAUCACAACCAACUGUAGCUACUGCUGGAAUCUGGUGGUUAGUUACUGAGGCAGUUUCCAUGGUGACACGACAGAAUACAGAAAGCUACCCAAAGACAUUGUAGCUGAGUGGUUUCAAACUACCCUAUGGUAUUCUUCAUAUCACUAGCGAAUAACAGCUAGCCAACAGACUGCUCAUCACCACGACUACAAACACCCUAUACUGUCAUCUUGAUCAAGAAGACCCAACGCUCGCCUGCUUUUCAGAGAAAACACCUAGAGGAGAAGUAGCCUUCUGAGAAAAAUACUGAAUUUCCACUGUGUGUAAGAAACCGCAACCAAUCUAUAAGGGGAGACAGCCUUAUGAAAAGGCAGGCAAGACUUCUAGAGACAGCUGAAUGUGGCAAACAGAAACACUGUCUAAAUACCAUGCUUCUGUCUGAGUGGUUAUGGCUACAGACUUGUUAUGUUCAUCAGCUGUAAUGGGUUUUCUAUUGCACUGCCACCUCUAACUUGUUAUCUGUUAUGUUUGAGACAUAGUGCAAUGGACAAUAACACCCAGCACAGCACAGCACUGCACCAUUACAAACUAAUGGAUAUCUAUUUAUUCUAUCCAAAAUGAAAAACAGCGUAUUAUCCGAGGGCUGUUAUCUUGCUGUUUCACCACACUAUGUGGAAGCACCAUAAGACAGCAGCAUACGGACUCUAACAAUGAAGUAUCACUCUUUUGUCCAUAUCUAUCUGGACCUGGCCAGCAUGCUCAUAUUAAUGCUAUGAAAAACAAGUCUCUCUCUAAGGUUAUUUCAGGGCCUUUUUCUCAUUCUUUCCAUGACAGAGGUGUUAUGUUCUCAUUCUAUUCUGAAACUGGAACGACAGAAAGAGAGAGACAAGUGAGAAAGGGAUCUGUGAGAAAAAAAAAUGGCCGGUUGGGUGAAAGACAAAACGGUGAAGUAGAAAUGGACAGAUCUGUGAAAAGGAGAGCCAGUUUUGGGGAAAGAAAGCAGUAAUGAGCAGAAAGGGAGAGAGAGAGAGAGAGGGAGAGAGAGAGAGAGAGAGAGAAGAGCAGAACUGUUCAGAUCACAGUCUACAUUAUGGAUUGGGUUGGAGCAGGGGCGACAUACGCCUCUUCACACGCCUUGUUGAACGCACCGGAGAAGAUGCUCAAAUUAUACAUGGUGCUAGUGAGACAGACUCCUACAGAUUUACGUCACAGCGAGCUUUCGUGCUGAAUGUCUCAAUACCCAGCUAGUUAUUCCGAAAAGCCGUAGAGAAAAGAAAAAGCCCAUUUAUCAUGUCUUCCCUGUUACCUCUAAUAACGCACUACAGUGGAGAAGCAGUAUAACAGGUGUGGCGGUCUGAAUACAGCAUAGCCCACAGUAUGAGUCAGCAAAUUAAUGUGACCUGAUCUUUUUGUACCAAAUGGUGAUCUAAUUUCAUGUCACGAUUUGAAACGGUGGUACAGUAUAUUAUUGAGAACUCUGCUACUUAUUGUCACUAGCAGAUUUGUUUUUGAAACAACCAAUGUAUCAUUGGGUGACUAUACUGUUGACAAAGAAAUUACAACUAACUGUAGAGUACUGACAAGAAUGUGACAGAAAAAAAUAUGGAUACGCCUGAAAUUAUCUUGUCUGGUGGUCUUGUUUGUAUGUUGUCCCGUUGGGACAAAAUUUAUCACAGAGAGAACAGUAGUUGGCUAGCCACUACCAGGCUUUCACCAACAUGAGCGAGACCUGGGAGCCGAGGCUAGUAGUUGCCUAUUGUCCCUCAGGAGGGAGGCAGAGAGAGGGUGAGUGAGCCUCUUCACCGCUGCCAAGCAAACAGGAGGUGUGAGAAGAGAAGGUGACUCACUGCGUUAUUCAAAGCUCCUGGCAAAUCACAUGUAGUCACAAUAGCUCUUUGUGGAGUUCCUAGCUGGAGUUGAGUGUUAAGUGGCUGCCCCUCACUAUUCCCUUUAUGCCCAUUCCCAAGAACACUGCCGCCACACUGGAUAAACACAUAUAGCUAACAUAAAUACAGAUGACUUGAGAUAUGACGAAAUAGAGAUGAGGUGUUGAAAAGCUAGAGACUGGAGAUGUUCUUCCUAUUGGGGCCAUGGGGUUGUAAUGUCCCUGCACGUGUAACAACAAGAAUGUUAAAAGGUGCUGGCAUACUAGAGCUAGAUAGGCUAUUUUGAGUCUGGUGUGGUUAAUGCUUGUCCGGGGUAAAACAGUCUUACAAAGGCUCUUGAAUUAGACCAGACAGAUGCACAUGAGGUGAUGACUGGCGUAGAAAGACUGGCUUAUUCAUUAGAUUAGUAAAACCUCAGUCAUCAUGUGAAUAGGAGUAAAUUGCUGCAACAAGAAGUAUAUCAAUCACAAUCCCAUUAUGAAGCAUGUGCGAAUGAGGGUGAGCGCAGAGAGCUGAGAGAAAUGGUGGGAGUUGUGCAUAAUCUCAAUGGCUUAUGAGAGCUCCCAUGUGGCUAUUGGGUAGAAGUGAAUUAGGAUACAGUAUGAUUAACAUACGGUAUCUGUGAGUCAUCAUCUCAAUUCAAUGCAUAGGCCUAGUCGAGUAAAUAGUCACAUCCGGCUUUCACUCCAAAUCAAGGCCUGGCAAAGAAGCAAAAGAAUAAUCAGAUAUUCAGCCUCUAAACAUUUAAUCCACUUUUUUUGUUACAGUAUGUGCCAAGAGGAAGUCAUAAAUCGGUAUAAUAGAUUGGGGGUCAAAGCCAAAGAACAUGAAGUUGAUCAAUCCCAAUCGAGAGAGGAGCUGAUUUAUUUUGUUUAUGACAGUAAAACAUUCUCAUGGCUAUAACAUUUGUUAGCGCCUUCAAUUCUUGCACAUUUUAUCAUAAAAAUGUAUAUUUCAACACCGAACUGCUAAACUUGGAACCAAUCAGAACUCCUGUACAUACCCCUUGUGAUCAAUGCAGCCAAUGGCCUGCUCCUAAGAUGUAAACAGAGCCUGGUGAAAACUCAAGCUGCUGUCUGUCUGUCUGUGUGUGAUGAGCUCCCAAAGACUGAAAUAAGAUACAUAUGUUUUCGAGUGCACUUGAAAUAUGCAGCAUGCAAUAUGAAUUCUCUUGAUCGUACGAAGACGCAACUCCGUUGACCAUUUUACCAAUUUAGUGAAAGUUAGCCAAUGUUAGUUUGACUAGCCUAGCCAGCUACUGUAACCGUCAAUGUGCCUGCUCAGGAGGCUAGUGUUUCAUUAGCUGUCUCUCUGUCAGUGAAUGACAUUUUUCGAACCAUGUUUUGUCAUGAUUAUUUGUCUCAUUUCAAGUAACUAUCUGCAGGCUUGAAGAAACAUUAAAUCAUAUACCUUGCAAACCCAAAUAAAAGCAUGUACGUAGA